UGAAGUGCAAACAACACACUUCUGAACUCGCUUAAACUUCUAAACUCAUUCAAACGUUAAAGUUUGGGUUUAAGCUCCUUGCUUUCUCAAACUGUUAUCUCACGUUGUACAGAACCUCUCUGAAGAACUCUUUUGAAUACGUCUGAUAAAGAGGAACAGAAUAGCAAGUGACUGCAAGUGAACUUGAGCAAGCACGUGGUGUUAGACUGAGCGUGGCAGUUUUGAGUGUGUUAGAGAUCGUAGAGAUACACACUUUUCAAGGAGAUCCUGUUAUGCUUUUUUGAGUUUAUAGUUUAAAGGUUUUUUUUUUUGUGUCUAUUUGUUUUUCUCACUUUUCAAGUUCCUCUCGAGGUCUCUGAUUUGGGACAAUGAGGUGCAAGACCUGUCUAAUCUAUGCCUCCAUAAUAACUGGUGCAGUUAUGAUAAUAACAGGCAUUGGCAUCAUCUUGGGUGGAGAUUUGCAAAAACGAAUAGAAGAGAAGCUCAAAGGGGAAAUCACUCUGACUGAAGGCAGUAAAGUGUUUGAUACAUGGAAGAACCCACCUCCACCUGUCUUCAUGGAGUUUUUCCUCUUCAACGUUACAAACCCAGAUGAGUUUUUAACUGGAAAUAAGCCACGCCUCACGCACAUGGGGCCUUACACAUACAGGGAGUACAGACCCAAGGACAACGUCACCUUCGUGGAAAAUGGAGCCAAAGUCUCUGCUCUGACACCAAAAACCUUUGUGUUUGUGCCCGAAAUGUCAGCUGGAGACCCGAGUGUGGAUCUCGUAACUACUGUUAACAUCCCAGCUGUGGCGGUGAUGAAUAAAUUAAAGGAUGCGAGUUUUUGGUACAAAUCACCCGUUGCAUUCAUCAUGACUCAAGUCAAAUCCACCAUGUUUAUGACACACACAGUGGAUGAGCUGCUGUGGGGCUAUAAGGAUCCACUUCUCACCCGUUUACACGCUUCAAAACCGGAGAUAGAUGAGAACUUUGGCCUCAUGCUAUACAAAAAUGGAAGUAGUGAUGGUGAGUUUGUUUACUACACUGGAGAAGAUAACUAUUUGGACUAUGGUCGCAUCGACACCUGGAAGGGAGAGAAAUUUCUGUCAUUCUGGGCCACCAACCAGAGUAACAUGAUUAAUGGGACAGAUGGUAGUGCUUUCCACCCAUUCCUGACUAAAAAGGAGCGUUUGAAUGUGUUCACGGCAGAUCUGUGCAGGUCAAUCCACAUGUUGUUUGAGAAAGAGGUGGAGGUAAAGGGGAUUCCGGCAUAUCGAUACACUCCUCCUCGUGCUGUUUUAGCCAGUGGAAAGAACAAUCCAGAAAACGAAGGUUUCUGCCUUGACAAAAAAUCAUGCCUGGAUGAUGGGGUCUUAGACGUUUCAGUGUGUCGCAAAGGUGCUCCUGUCAUCGUCUCUUUCCCUCAUUUCCACUUGGCUGAUCAGAAAUACGUAGAUGCUAUAGAGGGAAUAUUACCAGUGCACGAACAUCAUCAGACUUUCCUCGAUCUAAACCCUACCACAGGUGUGCCAGUCCGUGCUGCCAAAAGAGCCCAGAUAAACAUUAAACUUGAUAGGGUAGCCGGAUUUCCAAUAUCCAGAAGCAUGAAUGGAACCAUUUUCCCUGUCAUGUUCCUAAAUGAGUCCGUUGUGAUUGAUGACGCCUCAGCCCAGAGACUACAGAAGCUGCUUUUUAUUGUGAAAAUUGUACCACUCUUCCCUUUCAUCCUGCUGGGUCUGGGAGUUUUUCUGUUACUCAUCGGACUUUUCGUCUACAUCCAUAACCGCCAGAAAAAGAGCUCCACAAAGACAGAGACGUCAUACUCUCCAGUCAGCCCUAAAGAUGACGAGAAGAACGGCACUUUCAUCGGCAUGGCGUCUGUGGAGAAGUCUUGAACAUGACCUGCUGCUGUAAAGUGGAUGUGUGGAUGUGUGUGCGUGAAAGCAAGAGAGUGUAUCAUUUAAAUGCUACUCCUCCCGAAAAAAAUGAUGCUGUAUUUCCCCUUAUCAACUCCUUAGAUUUUAAAAUUUGACAUUGAUAGGCCUCCACUCAGGAUGAUCAUGGAGCUGUGAAUGAAUGAAGGAAUGAAUGAAUGAGUGGUUGAGUGAUUAAGUGACUGAAUUGCUAAGAGAGUUUAGAGUCAACAUUUGAAUUGAAAUAUUUUUUUUAAUGAGCUGAUGAUGCACCUGGCAGGGCAUUUUCAGUCAGAUUUUAGAUUAAGAGGUUAGCAAAAUUUCAGGUCAUGUAAUAUACAAUAAACUAUAAAUGCUGCUGAGUUAUUUCAUGAUUCAGGGAUGCAGCAGUUGCUAGCAUGGCUUGUGCCUUACAUUUGCAUGUAAAAGUCAGAAUCCACUACCAAAAACUGAUUUUAUCAGGGAUCAAAAAUAAUCUGAUUUUAAAUGAUUUCAUAUAAAUCUGAAUAGGAAAUGCAAAAGGAGGACAGUUGUAGUGCUUUUCUUCUUUGUCCAAUGUAAAACAAUAUACUGUACCAUAAAAUCUAUUAGGCAUUUAAAAUAAAAGAUGAUAUACGAGUAAGAAGGGGGAAAGUAUUGAAAUAAAUCUAAUAAGAUAAUAACUAUUAUAUUUCAAAUAUGAUGCUACCUGAACAGUCUUAAUAAAUAUUAUCACAAAGCUGUUUUAAUUUAGUAAAAAAAGGUUUUCACCUGUAAUAUGAUAUGAUUUGGGUUUUCACCUGUAAUAUGUAAUAAUUAUGAAAUAGCACUUGAUUAAGCACAUCAGAUUAUUUCAAUUUUUUUUUUUUUUUUUUUUUUUUAAUUAAGGGACACUAAUUACUUUAAAACACAAAAUUGAGGAAACCUAAAUCAGGGUCAUGAAAUUGUCAUUUGAAUGCAAGACAUUAUUUAUUUUAUCCCACAUUGUUUUGUCCUUCAUUAUCCUCAGUUAAAGGGCACUUUAAAUAAUUCUGAUGAUACUGUUAAUCACUUCAUUGAAUAUUUUUUAUAAGGUUAGGAUAGAACAUGAAGUUUUUUUUUUUUUUAACUUUAUGUAGGGAUUUAAAAACAAGUGGUCUAAUCAUGUAGGAUGUAGGAAAGCAAACUUUGUUAAAAUUAAUCAGUUCAGUCAUAUGCAAUAGAUUUACGCAUUUCAGUAAGCAUUUUUUAUUAUUGUGUGUUUUAUAUUAGACCAUGGUAACCUUCCAUAGUUUUCUGAGUAUAUUUGCAUCCCAAAUCAUACAUUUCAGCAUGACAGAAAUCGGACUGUUCCUCACAUGAUUUGAUCACACAAGGAAACUACGACCUAAAUGCAUGGUGCUCACAUAACUUAAGUUCUAAAUAAUAUCAAGGGAUCUGAAUACAUAAUAGAUAGCCCACUAUGUUAACAAUUAAUUAAUUCAUCUAUUCAUCAUAUUAGGUUAAUAUAAAAAGGGAUAAGUCAAUCAUAACUUUUUCUUAAAGUAAUAAGUAUUAGCUGGAUGUUUUUGGUGGUGAAUUUCAACUUUUCGAUGCUUUUAUGGGCAAAUUCUAAACUGUUCUUUUGCAUAAGAGUGUUAAAUGCACUGAGCAUUGUUACAUACAGUAUGAGUCUGGUCGCAUUUCAUGUAUUUUACCCACUAUAUAAUUUUUCAAAUAUGGUAAUAAGAAAUUAAUUCAUUAUGUUAUUGUAUUUUUUAUUUUUGAUGGAAAAAGAUACAAGCUUGUUUUCUUGUUUUGGUAUCUGCUUAAUGGAAUGUUGAAAGAUGGUCAUGCUAACAUUUCAAAUUAUGUUACUAUUGUUACUGCGUAGGUUUUAACAGACAUCAUUAAUCCUUUUGUCAUACAGUGACAUAAAUAUUAACACAUACUACGAGGUCAUAUUGCACUAAAAACACUCACUGUUAUAUGAAUACAUAUACCAAUGUUGUUAAUGACACAUUCUAUAGAUUUGCAUUGUAUUCUGUUUCAUAAAUCACUGGUUUUGUAUUAUGGUGUGUCCUAUUAUUUCAGACUUGCUAUUAGAUUUACUGCUUAGCAUUUAGUGUUUUCUAUCUUAUUCUCUUCUAAGUAAGGACAGCAUUGAUCAAAACAUACACACAACAGUACUUCCUACAAUAUGUUCGGUGAUCCUCCUGAUAGCUGGAGUGUUUGUAUAUACAGUAUGACAUGAAAGAAUUUAAAAUCUAAUAAGUUAAUAAAAAAUGUACAACUACCAUCUAUUUUCUCAGGAUCGAAAUGACCCGAUGUAAAUGUGAAUAUGGUUAAAAUGUUGAUUUUUUUUUUCAUAUUUUUAAAGAUAUUGAACCAGUCAAUAUCAGAUUAACAAGUUAAUCCAUACAGUAUAAUCAAUUUUUUGUAUAUGCAAAGUCUAUAAUUUUCUGUCUUUAUUAGGUCUAUUGAUUUUCCGUGCAAUUACUAAACAACCAGAUUUUUACUACAAUCAUUUAUUAAAAUUCAAUAUACUGUAGAUGUUAGAACAAGUCCUCACCAUCUUCUCUACAUUGUCCUUUGAACACUAUGUUAUAGGCUUAAAAAAGGUCAAUAGUAACAAAGAUGGGAUUGAACCAUAUUUUGAAUGUAAAAGCAUAUGAGAAAAUGUUUGUUGUGCCACCCUUGUACAAUGCUUCAUAUAAGCAGCUAGUGAAGUUUAUUUUAUGAAAUUAUUCUUGUCUAACUUGAUGUGUGAUAACAGACUAUUGCAUUACAAAUUAUAGAAAUGUCUAUACAAUAUUUUGUAUAUACGUGAGCAAUUGUGUGUCUGCUUUCAAUAUGAAUAAAACUAGAUCUGUUACAACUAA
Molecule: messenger RNA, 4717 nt
Organism: Clarias gariepinus (North African catfish)
Lineage: Eukaryota; Metazoa; Chordata; Actinopteri; Siluriformes; Clariidae
Product: lysosome membrane protein 2-like
Exons: 12
Coding region: 369-1880 (503 amino acids)
Biological process (GO): protein targeting to lysosome; receptor-mediated endocytosis
Cellular component (GO): membrane; lysosome; cytoplasm
Molecular function (GO): scavenger receptor activity
Source: RefSeq, a predicted model, not a curated record